This is a messenger RNA of Daktulosphaira vitifoliae (grape phylloxera), 1287 nucleotides long. RefSeq names its product CD151 antigen. Lineage: Eukaryota; Metazoa; Arthropoda; Insecta; Hemiptera; Phylloxeridae. Gene Ontology annotation, cellular component: membrane. The record is from RefSeq and is a predicted model, not a curated record. The transcript is spliced from 8 exons. Bases 83 to 943 code for a protein of 286 amino acids.
CCGUCGACACGUGUCAACGCAGGACGUGAACUGUGAAAAUACACUUUACCAUCAAUAAGCAACUUUUUGUGAAUUGAAUAAUAUGAGUGCAAAAAUUGAUUUAAUAAAAGAUGAGGAAACUGCUGACAGUCGACCAAAUUCAAAAGGAUUGGAAUUGAACUUAGAUGAAAAUAUAAAAUCAGCGUCGAGUGAUAAACGAAAAUCUUCCACUAAUAUAUCUACAAUGGGGUACAGUUCCAAGGAUGAAUGGUGUGGCACUGUUGUUAAGUAUAGUAUGUUCUUAUCCAAUUUUGUUAUUUUUAUUGGUGGUAUUGUUUUGGUAGCCAUUUCAGUUUAUACGCUGUUUGACAAAUCUUUUAUAAAAGAACUUUUAGGCACCAAUUUAUUCACUGGAGCCGUAUACAUACUUAUUGUUACUGGUGUACUAUUAUCGUUCCUAUCAUUUUUAGGAUGCGCCGGUGCCGUCAAAGAAGUCAAAUGUAUGCUGUUGACGUAUUUCAUUAUUCUAUUCAUAAUUUUUGUCGUUAUGUUGGUUGGAGGAAUUUUAUGUUAUGUUUUCCGUCAAAGAGUGCAGACAACCAUGCAGCAAGAAAUGCUCAGGACUAUUAGAUCUUAUGGCGAAGACCGAGCCAUAACUAGGGCAUGGGACGAUCUUCAGGAAGGCCUUCAUUGUUGUGGUGUUACGACUUAUGAUGACUGGAGGCAACACAGAAUUGGCGGUAUAAUACCUGACAGUUGUUGUCGGGAGAUCAACGGAAAGAAACAACCGUGUAAUUUGAGUUUUCAAGCGAGUCAACAAAUUUACACAUCAGGUUGCUUGAACGUUACGACGGCUUUCAUGAAGGAUCACGCAAAUACUGUAGGAACAGUUGGUAUAGCUGUAUCACUAAUUUUGCUUCUUGGAUUAGCUUUUUCGUGUGCACUGUUCAUGCUCAUCGUUUAAUAAACUUUGUGCUGCUAGCCAUUCGAAGUAUUAAUAUCGUCUAGUUCAAAAUCUUCAUAGUUCAUAUUUAUUAUUAAGACGUAAAUCCUAUUGCCUAAUAUGGCUAUUUUUAUCUAUAUAUAAACAUAAAUCAGACUGUUUUAUGUAAUUAAGUCUUUUAACUAUUCAUAAUUUAUAAUUAAAUACUUAAAAAUAAUUAUGCUAUCAAAAAAUAUGUUAAGUAUUGUACUAAGAUUUAUUAAUUAUAGAGGUGGAAUUAUUGGUAUAUGUUAGGAAAAAUUGGUCUUGAUUCUAAUUUUUUGGGACUUCUAAAGAUCGAUAUAUCAAAUAGAAUUAUUUUAAAA